Mauremys reevesii (Reeves's turtle) is the source of this 2727-nucleotide messenger RNA. RefSeq names its product sushi domain-containing protein 2-like. The record is from RefSeq and is a predicted model, not a curated record. NCBI's taxonomy places the organism in Eukaryota, Metazoa, Chordata, Testudines, Geoemydidae.
CCCAUCUGGAUCUGUGCUGAAUGUCCCCGGGGGGGGGAUCAGCAGUCCAUGCAGGGGCCGCAGUCCUGCGUGCUACCCCCCCUCCAGCAAUGUCUGUCUGCCCUAGCGACGUCUGGCACUUCGUCUGUGUCUGCCAGACCGUGAAUAAAGCGUCUUUCCCAAAAACAAACAAACAAAAACAGUGACCGGAAAUUAAGUCCCUGAGUGCGCGCUGGAUAUAGUGCCUCUCUGACUCCCCCCCGCCCCCGAGGUGUCCCGUGAACUGCGGGUGCAGCGGAUGAGCGGGAGCAGCGCUGACCCAGACUGCCACAAACUCAGUCCCUUCAGAGGACCCAUCAUGCUAGUGGCAGGCUGAAAAGAUACAUGGACAUUUACUGCUCUUUCUACAGUGCUGCAUAGCUAAUCUGAGGAGAAAAAACAACCCCGGAAUCAAUAAUUCCUGAGCAUCUAGAGCAAAGCAUGAAACUCAUUGGCAUCUGUUCCUCUUUCCUCAUUCUUUUCUGCAGUAUUGCUCAUCAGAGGGAAGGAGCCCAAGAUUCUUGUUCACAUCGAUGCGGGGAGGAACUGGUUAACUGCUCAUGCCAGAGGGCCUGCAAGUCCCUGGGGAUUUGCUGUUCUGAUUACAGUGAAUUCUGUCUGCAGAUCUCUCCGUCCUCAGGGUCCCUUAUGGGAGGCAAGGACUUUGAGAUUUUAAAUGUGACUUUUAAUGCCUCCUCUGUUGUGAGCUGCAGGUUCAAGCAGGAAAUUGAAACCAGUGGUUAUGUUGCUGAAGAUGGAAGAGCCCACUGCAUCUCCCCUUUGCUGUAUGAGAGUGGCCUCAUCCCCCUUGAGAUUUCCAGGGACGUACAUCACAGCAAAGUGUCAGCUGCAGAAAAAAGCACACUAGUGAAUGCCACAAAGUGGCAGUACUAUGGCACACCCAACACUGGAGGAAAUUUGACUGUCACAUGGAUGCACCAGACAUUUCCAGCUAGAUGUAUCAAUAUAGAAGUCUGGGGAUACCAAGAAACAGGUGAGAGUUACUCAGAGAAUUGGAUGGCUGAAUGGAAAUAUCUUUACACCCUGGGAAAGGAAGAACCCAAUAGUGGAACAUUUACUUUCAUUCCUGUACCUGCUAAAGCAGAUUACAAUACCUGGGACAUUGGGGCUUUGAGAAUCAGUCCAAGCAACUAUUCUGACGGGCAGAGCAAUGUUCCAUCAAUCUGGAGCCCAGUGCAUGCACUGGCCUGGCACCUUGAAGAAGACUUCAGGAAACACUCAGCUGCCUGGGCAACAGCCAAGUGCUUGGAAUGGGACAGGAGGGAGGAGAAACUUCCUGACUUCCUGGAAGAAAUUAUGGAUUGCCCCUGCACCUUGGCACAAGCCAGAGCUGACACUGGCAGGUUCCAUACUGAUUAUGGGUGUGAUAUUGAAAAAGGGAGUGUGUGCACUUACCAUCCUGGAGCUGUGCACUGCGUAAGGGCCAUUCAGGCCAGCCCCCAGUAUGCAUCGGGACAGCAGUGCUGCUAUGACUCCACAGGUACCCAGAUCCUCACACGAGACUCCAUAGGGGGAAGUACACCUGAUCGAGGCCACGACUGGGGCUCUCCACCUUUCAAAAAGCCUCCUAGGGUUCCUGGUUUUUCCCAUUGGCUUUAUGAUGUCAUCAGCUUUUAUUACUGCUGUCUGUGGUCUGAUAACUGUCAGUUCUACCUGAAACACCGUCCCUCCAGUGACUGCAGGACUUACAAACCUCCUCGGGUUGCUUCUGCUUUUGGGGAUCCUCACUUCCUCACAUUCGAUGGGGCUAACAUCACAUUCAAAGGACAAGGUGAAUACACACUGCUAGAGUCCAGUCUGACAACCUUAAGAGUGCAAGGAAGGACACAACCUGCCAGACUUCUAAAUGGCACUGUGGCUAAAGUGACACGUUUGUCUUCAGUGGCCAUACAGGAGAAUAAUUCUGAUGUGAUUGAGGUACGCAACUCAGAGCACUCUGGGAUGUUGGAGGUCCUGUUGAACAAGGAAGUGAUUAGUUUCUCUGAGCAAAGCUGGAUGGAUUUGAAAGGCCUCUUUCUCUAUUCCACAGCUGAUCAGAACAUCACCGUGAUGUUCUCUUCUGGGGCUGGUAUGGAACUAAGAGGAAGGGGAGGAUUUCUGAGCCUGACAGUCCUGUUGCCAGUGGAGUUUCACAAUCACACACAGGGUCUCUUGGUAAUGAAUGAUAAUCCAAGGGAUGAGUAUACCUUCAAAAAUGGGACAACCAUGUCAUCUGAUGCCAGCCCUCUGCAGUUGUUUGAGUUUGGAGCUGACUGGGCUGUCAAAAAUGAAACUUCCCUCUUUACUUAUGACACCCAGUUCUUAUUGAACAACUUCUUCUAUGUGGCAAAGCACAACUCUGCCUUCAUACCAGUGUUUUCUCCUUAUGAAGACCCUGCUGACAUCCUGGUGAAGGAGAUGACCCUGCUCUGUGAUUCUGACCCUUUCUGCAGGUUUGAUGUCCUUACAACCAGAAGUCUCAAGGUGGGAAAUUCCACCAGAGUAUCCCAUCAGAAUCACAAGUGGCUGGUGGAGAGUCUACAGCCAGGUGAGCAAGAAGUUGAUGAAGAACCAUCCAUAAGUCUCCAGCUACACCUCAUGUCCACCAAGAUCCUGCACCCUUCCCAGUCCGAUUUUAGACCAGUAUCUGGCGGAGAGAGUGUUAUUGUGCAAGUAGUUGAUCUCCUGGCAGAGUACAAACCUCCAUAA